Molecule: messenger RNA, 2882 nt
Organism: Gastrolobium bilobum
Lineage: Eukaryota; Viridiplantae; Streptophyta; Magnoliopsida; Fabales; Fabaceae
Product: mitogen-activated protein kinase kinase kinase 1-like
Exons: 9
Coding region: 357-2072 (571 amino acids)
Biological process (GO): protein phosphorylation
Molecular function (GO): ATP binding; protein kinase activity
Source: RefSeq, a predicted model, not a curated record
GCAAUCCGAGUCAUGUGUUGGUGGUCCAUGUGUCACCGCGUUUUCUGUUUCCACUUUCCAGUUCAACGGCGUUUACCAGUCGUGUUCAGUCUUUCUUCAACCAUUGCUUAUUCUUCCCCUUUCUAUAUGGUUGGUCAGCUCCGUUUACUUUCUCUCUCGUCUCAAGGGUUCUGAUUUUACACCCGAGACCAAGAGAGAAUCAUAACAUUUUCCUUCUAAUUUUCUUCAUUUCUCUCAAUAGAAGGAACCAUAACUUGGUUUACGUCGAUUAGCUUUCAUUCAAUUUCAAAAGCAGCUUAUGAAUUCUUGAUCCCAUUCCUGUUAUUAAUUUUAGAUGGAUUUAGAUUUAAUUCUCCAUGCAUCAUCUACUUCGGAUUUUCGGACAUAGCAAGCAAACCACCACCAUGGAUGCUAAGAAGCUCCGAAGAAAACCCAAACUCGAGCGCCGCAAUGCACACAAGCACUUCGAGUACGACGCCGUAUCGUCUUCCUCCUCGCUCGACGACUCCUCCUCCUCCUCCGGCUCGCUCUACACUCGAUCCAUGGAGUUCUACCACCGCACCAGCUUCCGAAUUGAGGGAGUCGAGGGUGAGUUCGAUCGAAUUUGCAGGAGUUUGGGGCUCUCGGGGCCAGAAGACUUCGCUAUUCCCGCGGCAGCAUGGGAGGCCAUGAAGGUUCGAUCCUCUUCCGAUAUUCUUCCAAGGUUGAAACUCACCGAGCUGGAUAGUCAGGAGAAGGAAGAACCAAAGGUAAAAGAGGAAAGUAACGUAGCAGAGGGUUGUGAUUUGGGUGAGAAAUUUGAAGAGAGGGUUAGGGUUAGGGUUAGGGUUAGAGACGAGACUGCUGAGACUACCGUGUGUUGCACGGAAAGUGGCGGCGGCGGCGGCGGUAUAAAGGGGGUUCGUCCCCCGAUGCUUAAGCCGCCACCAGGGGUGAGGGUUCAGGUUGUUGAUAACGAGUGCUCCACUUGGGACCUUUUGAGGGAUUUUGCUCCGCAAGGUGAAGGGGAUGUACCGAGAGAAGCAGCGGAGAAAGAAGAAGGGGAAGUUGGUGGGGUGAGUCCGAAGAGAGAAGACGAAGAGAGAGUGGAUAAUGCUGCAAGGAUAGCGGAAAUUGUUGCUGAGCUUUCAGGAUCGUGUUCGUUUACUACGUCAAAUGAAGAUGAUUCUUCUAGCACUGCCACGGAUCCUAGGUCUAAUAAUAUAUCUCCUAACGGGAGAAUCAGACGUAUUAUUACCCCCGGCAGAUGGCAAAAGGGUGGCCUUUUGGGGCGCGGCUCGUUUGGCUCAGUCUAUGAAGGGAUUUCUGACGAUGGAUUCUUUUUUGCUGUAAAAGAAGUUUCACUGCUUGAUCAAGGGAAUCAGGGAAAGCAAAGUGUCUAUCAACUGGACCAGGAAAUUGCACUUUUGAGUCAGUUUGAACAUGAGAAUAUAGUUCAAUACCAUGGCACAGAAAUGGAUGAGUCAACGCUGUAUAUCUUUCUUGAGCUUGUAACCAAAGGCUCCCUUGGAAGCCUCUAUCGGAGGUAUACUCUUCGAGAUUCCCAAGUAUCUGCCUAUACAAGACAGAUUCUGCAUGGUUUGAAGUAUCUUCAUGAUCGGAAUGUGGUUCACAGGGAUAUUAAAUGUGCAAAUAUAUUGGUUCAUGCAAGUGGAUCUGUCAAGCUUGCAGAUUUUGGAUUGGCAAAGGCUACCAAACUGAAUGAUGUUAAAUCAUGCAAGGGGACAGCAUUCUGGAUGGCCCCUGAGGUUGUAAAAGGAAAGAACAAAGGUUAUGGGCUUCCGGCAGAUAUAUGGAGUCUGGGAUGCACUGUGCUGGAGAUGUUAUCGGGCAAAAUUCCAUACUCUCAAUUGGAAUGUAUGCAGGCAUUAUUUAGAAUUGGAAAAGGUGAACGACCUCCUAUUCCUGAUUCUCUUUCAAAAGAUGCACGGGAUUUAAUCCUGCAGUGCCUUCAAGUUAAUCCAGAUGAUCGUCCCACUGCUGCCGAACUCUUAAAUCACCCAUUUAUCCAAAGGCCGAUUUCCCAGUCAUCUGGUUCUUCACUUCCUCACGUUCCUGGCAGAAAGGGUUAAAAUUUGUUGUCUUUAAGCAGGAAACAUAAUUGAGGAUGCACAUACAAUACCUUCAGUUAAGUUGGGUGGGGUUCAAGUGCGGUUACAUUCUUAUUUGGGGGCAAAUGUUCAUGCAUGCAUAACUGAAAUAAGAAAAGGAGGAAAAGAAGAAAACGUUUCUAACAUGUCUGCGGUGGAAUUCUCAAAUUACUGACUACAUUGUUUUCAUCCAUUUGCUCAAAUCACUGUAGCAUGGGUUGAAUUUUUCUCUUUCAGUGGCUUAUUUCAUUCUUUUACUCUUGAUGACAGUUCUGUCCUUCAUUGCUUGUAACAUAUUUCCGAUGUUCAGUCUUAAAGUUGCUGAAGUUCAUCUGGAACCAUUAAUGCAGUAAUUGUUGCUCGUAUUGUGGCAUUCAGAGUUUGCUUGCCUGUAACUUAAUCGAUUUUAAGAGCUGCUUUGGAUCUAACAAGUGAUAUGGCGCUCCAGAGAACCAAAUUAUCGACUUGGCUAUGUCCUACUGGGGAAUUAUGCUCAAUGUGUUAUCUAAUUACUCAACGAUGAUUUGUCCGUUGUAGCAAAGCUAAACUAUCAACGUCGAGCUAAAAAUGUUACCCGCGCCUUCCCCUCAAAUUAGCUACGGGUGAAAAAAUCUGUAGGGCUUACCUCUCGGAGCAGUUGUAGCAAGGAUUAGAGAUAGCAAGAAUAAGAGAUCUUGCUAUUUGUAAAUAUAAAUUAUUAGCAUGCCAUUGUUUGUGUACAUUUAUAUUUCGAAGUUGUUAUUUUCAUCAUUUUUUUUUCUUUUCUUUUUGAAUCCAUGUUUAAUGAUUCCC